GUCAAAACUCAAAUACAGAACACACAAUUAAAGUGAACAUAUAAAUUACAUCAAUUUAACAGAGCAAAUUUGUUGGUUUUUCCAUUUCAUUGAGAAUCGGCAUUUCAAUUAUUUGCAUUUAUUUUGACGACAACAGAACGAAUUUUUAAUUGUUACGUGUGCAAGUUAUUGUUUUCAUAGUAUAUAAUUCGAACGACGUUUACACAUUAAAAAAAAUAUGGGUGGACUUUUCAGUUAUUUUCGUGGAUUGUUGGGCUCAAGGGAAAUGCGUAUACUGAUCUUAGGUUUGGAUGGUGCGGGCAAAACGACAAUUUUGUAUCGAUUGCAAGUUGGUGAAGUAGUGACCACAAUUCCAACGAUCGGUUUCAACGUUGAACAAGUUACAUACAAAAACCUCAAGUUUCAAGUCUGGGAUUUAGGCGGUCAGACCAGUAUUCGGCCGUAUUGGCGAUGUUAUUACAGUAAUACAGAUGCAAUAAUCUAUGUAGUCGAUUCGGCCGAUCGUGAUCGAAUAGGCAUUUCCAAAGAUGAACUAUUAUACAUGCUAAGAGAAGAUGAACUUGCCGGAGCAAUUUUAGUCGUAUUAGCGAAUAAACAGGAUAUGCAAGGUUGCAUGAGCUUGGCCGAAGUGCACAGAGAGCUUGGCUUAGAUGCGUUGAAAGAUCGUACAUUCCAAAUAUUCAAGACGUCGGCCACAAAAGGCGAAGGUUUAGACGAAGCAAUGGACUGGCUAUCAAACGCACUUCAAGCUAGAAAAUAAUUAUUUAGAACCAACAUCCCAAGCUCUAUUUUGCCGAAACGAAUAACAAUUGUUUUCAUACAACAUUUUUGAUUGAAGCAUCCAAACAAAGAAAAAAAAACGAAAAAAAAAAGAAAUUUAGUGUGUUGUCCAAUAUAAGUAUAAUAUGAGUUAAAAACAAACCAGCACCAAGAACGAACACUUAAAUUACUUAAGGUAAAUUUAGCGAGAGAAAAAGAAAUGAGAAAAAAAUAAAAAAAAACAAAACAUUCAAUGUUUAA
Messenger RNA from Contarinia nasturtii (swede midge), 1020 nucleotides. It is a transcript of the gene Arl1, whose product is annotated as ADP-ribosylation factor-like protein 1. Bases 218 to 760 code for a protein of 180 amino acids. NCBI's taxonomy places the organism in Eukaryota, Metazoa, Arthropoda, Insecta, Diptera, Cecidomyiidae. Gene Ontology annotation, cellular component: cytoplasm; Golgi apparatus. Gene Ontology annotation, biological process: intracellular protein transport; vesicle-mediated transport. Gene Ontology annotation, molecular function: GTP binding; GTPase activity. The transcript has 4 exons. The record is from RefSeq and is a predicted model, not a curated record.